AUCAAGGGACAUUUUAUUUUCAGAUUUCGUAGUGCUGGGUAGAGGUCCAGUUUAUGUUUCAUAAUGAAUGAUUCUAUGGAAACUUCGAUGGUGUAUUCGAAGCAUGAAGAAAAUUUGGAAAAUGAGGAAGAUCCGAAUGUAAAAUCUGAUAAUGAAAAAUGUGAAUCGCCUUCUCAAAAAAGUGGAAUCGAGCCUUCUAAACCUAGGCGGCGGGGAAGGAGGGGGAAAAGGCGUAAACAGAGGAAGGACAGCAGCGCCGUGUGCGAAAACGAAGCGCAUGGGGAGCACGAGGCGGGAGAGUCGAACGAUUGGAAGUCGGAUGAAGAUCUGGACAGUAAACUCGGUAGUUACAUGGAUACCGUGAUGGUACGACCGAUCAAUGUUCCGAAGGCCCCUGAGAAUUAUAACACGUUCAUCAUGGAUGAGCAUGAUGAGUGUCAUUUGUACAUGAGUUUUGAAACACCAAAUCCUUACAUGGCGAAUACAGAGGAGCUGCGAGAUCAAAAUUGUGCGAUUACUGAGCCUUUUGAAGAUGCUGCCUACAUAGAUAUCGAUUACGAGUACGAAUCUCCUCAGGACUUUGACAACGUUGCAUACUAUGACAAAGAGUUCGAAGAGUCGUACAAAAAUAAUCGUUUUGACGAGCUCGUACGUUUGUCGAGAGAAGAACUUAUAGCAGGAAUUCAGGAUUUGGAAAGGAGAUUGCGAGAGUUGAGUGAGGAUUUAGUCAGAGAAAACCCUAGUCCUGUACUGGAGAAGUUGCAAGCAGAACUUUUAGAGCUGCAAGAAAAGCAUUUGGAAUUGAAAGAAUGCAAUGCUAGAUUGACUGCAUUGGUGAUGGACAGUGAAACUGGAUCUGCGCCGGGUGAAUCCCCUGCAAAUUCUCAAACUCUCACUGAUGGAUUUUCUCCUCAAAGUGAUUUAGUGAGUCCAAGUCAUACGAUUGAGUCAAAAUGUGAGUUAGUGUUGAGCGAACAGUCACCAAGAAAAGGCUGGAGUCCCUAUAGUCCAGCUGAUAACAGAAGAAGUCAGGGAGACAUGCCAUACAUCGAGGAUGAUUCAGUGUUGUUUUCAAGGACUUCUGAUGUAUUAAAAGUUGACAGCACUGAUGUGAAUGUAAAUACAGAAUCUGUAUUGAGUGCCAAGGACGGAGAAUGUUGGCUUUCACCAACAUCUGAUUUUACGUUAAAGACAUCUGACAUUAAGGUGGAGAACUCUUUGAACAGUUCUGAGGAGGGAGAAUCCCAAAACUUAAAGCACCUUUCAGAAUCCGGGUAUGAUGUAGAUAAAAAAACUUUCAAAAGUGAUCUGGUCCACAAUCCAAAGCUUAGCCCUAAAGAGAUGUCUAAUAAUAUGUCAACAUUAGAAGAGCUGAACUCUGUGACUGUAUAAUCGAAAUGCCUAACUUUGUGGUUGGAAGGUCUUUCAAAUAAGUGCUUAGCUUGCUCCAUAGUUUGACUUGAGAGAGACCUUUUACUUUUAGAUCAUUUGCUUUCUAAUUUGUUUUAGAGACUAAUUAAAUAUCUACUGUAUAUAUGUGCAUGUAAGAAAUUAAGAUUGCAGAAUUUUUCUGAUUGAAAUGAGAUUUGUUCUCUGACUUAUUAGUGGCAAUGUUUAAAAAAAUAGAAUUUUUUUAAAAUUUCUCCUUCUUUAUGUAUAUGUUGAAUUGGCUAAAUGUAUAUGAAGAUUUUCAUAUAUAUAAAGUAUUCGCUUUAAUAUUUAAAAAUGAAAUAUCUUAGUAAUUUGCCACUAAAUAAGGUAAAUUUCAAUGUAUAAAGCAGUAUUGUUAUCAUUUCUUAAUUUUAACUUAAUUUUAUUUUUCCUGAAGUAAAUUAAUAUAAUUAUUAAAGAUAAUAAUUACAGGUAAAUUAAACUUUUUAUAAAGAAAUUUAUUAUACUCUACAAAAUGACUUAAAUAUUCAUAAUGAGUAACUUUGAAAAUAUAACAUUGGAAAUUUGUUUUUAUUUAAAUUCUAGUUUUUGAAAAAUAUCAAAUUUUAAUUUUUCAAAUUAUGACAAGGUCAGAAAAUUUUCUGGAUAAAUAAUUUAUUUUAAAUUACUCAUCUGUCGAGGUUGAACUCCAGCAUUUAAAAGCAAACUUAAAUAAUAAUAAUAAUAAUAUUUUAUUAGCAUAAUUAAUGUUAACUGUUUUAUAAUUUUAAUGGAUUGAAAGAUUCUUGGUACAAAAGUAUUAAAAAUUUUAAAAGUACUUAUCUUUAUAUUUUUUAUUAGAUAUACUAAUAUUUUAUUCAAAAUAAAAAUGGAGAAUCUCUUUGUAAAAUAAUGAAAUUUUAAAGAAAUAUAUUUUAAAAUGGUAAAAGAGAGUAAAAUUUAGAAAUUUGUUCAAGUCAAAAUUACUUAUUUGAUACCAUUGUUUCUCCCAAAGAAAUCUAGUCUCAAUGUAAAUGGUUAUUGAAAAUGUAUCUGAAGAUUUUCAUAUCUAUUAAGCACUUGGCAUAUUGUUUAUAAAUAAAUUUUUGUAGUAAUUUACUUAUAUCUAUUUUUGAGUUAUAGUUUGUUAUUCAAUUUAAUUAAGUUUAUUUACAAAAAGAAAGUUUAAUUUGAAAUUAUAAGUAAAAUAUCUCUCUCAAUCGCAUCUUGGCUCUCAAUAUUCUGUUUACAUCACAGUGUAUAAAAACAAAUAUUAAUGUAUAGACUUUUGGUGUCUUUCAUGUAUUUUUAAAGUUAUUUUUGUUUGCUCUUAAUAUGCAUGCAUAAACUGGGUCAUUGUAUAGAUGAAUAUUUUAUAUGUUUUAGUGAUCUUUAGCAGGAGAAGUAAAUUUUCUUGUAAAAAAUGCAAUGGUUAUGUGAAAACUAUUGUCAAAAAUUAUAUUUCAAGAUUAUAAUGUAAUAAUUUUUUUUAUUUUGUUGGAAAAUCCUAUAUCAUUAUAGGAGAGAUUUAAUUUAAAAUUCACGAAAUUGAAUUGAAACAAAACAUUUUAUUUAGCUGGAAAAUUGUUGUUAAAAUCAAUAAGUUUCAAUAGUUGGCAGUUCCUGAUUUAGCAAAAUAAUCUCGAAUGUUAUCAGAAGUAAUGUUAAAGCAAUUGCUGAACUAUUGUCAUUAAAAAAAAUUAAGACUCCUGUAAACUUCAACCAUUGAAAUGUAAAGCUUUUUAAUUCUAGUCUUGCACUCACUAAGUUAAUAGGAAAUGUUUUGUGCUCGUAAUUUUGUAUUCAUUUAAAAUUAAAAUGUUUAAAAUGCAUGUUUUUAGAAUUUAUCUAUAUAUGCAUAGAAUUUACAUGUAAUUUUGAUUAUAAUUUUAUUCUUAUAAAUGUUUUUUCAUUUGAUGAAAGUUAUAAAAUUAUAUUUUCUGCUUUUUAUAAUAUGUAUUCAUUUUGACAUCAUGUCUUUAAGGUGAAAAUAUGUAUUUAUAAUGUUAAAAAUGAUCAUGAAUUAAGGAAUUUUUGUUGCAUUGUUUAGCAAAUAAAUAUUUUUUCUGUCAUUA
Messenger RNA from Argiope bruennichi, 3446 nucleotides. RefSeq lists its product as uncharacterized. The record is from RefSeq and is a predicted model, not a curated record. Gene Ontology annotation, biological process: negative regulation of cyclin-dependent protein serine/threonine kinase activity; negative regulation of transcription by RNA polymerase II. The transcript has a single exon. Gene Ontology annotation, molecular function: cyclin-dependent protein serine/threonine kinase inhibitor activity; 7SK snRNA binding. NCBI's taxonomy places the organism in Eukaryota, Metazoa, Arthropoda, Arachnida, Araneae, Araneidae. Gene Ontology annotation, cellular component: cytoplasm; nucleoplasm; nucleus. The coding region runs from base 64 to 1392 and encodes 442 amino acids.